AUGCCGGAGCUGAAUGUGAAGGGCCCUGCUAUUUCUAAAAAGGGCUUUAAAAAAGCUGUAACUAAGACUCAGAAGAAGGAAGGGAAGAAGCGCAAGAAAGCCCGCAAGGAGAGUUACUCAAUUUACAUCUAUAAGGUGUUGAAGCAGGUGCAUCCUGACACAGGCAUCUCAGCCAAGGCCAUGAGCAUCAUGAAUUCUUUUGUCAACGACAUCUUUGGACGCCUUGCAGCUGAGGCGUCGCGCCUGGCGCAUUACAACAAGCGCACGACCAUCACGUCCUGGGAUAUCCAGACGGCCGUGCGCCUGAUGCUGCCUGGGGAGCUGGCCAAGCACGCCGUGUCUGAGGGCACCAAGGCCGUCACCAAGUAUACCACCUCCAAGUAA
This is a messenger RNA of Artibeus jamaicensis (Jamaican fruit-eating bat), 384 nucleotides long. Its product is annotated as histone H2B type 1-A. Gene Ontology annotation, molecular function: protein heterodimerization activity; structural constituent of chromatin; DNA binding. The transcript has a single exon. NCBI's taxonomy places the organism in Eukaryota, Metazoa, Chordata, Mammalia, Chiroptera, Phyllostomidae. The record is from RefSeq and is a predicted model, not a curated record. Gene Ontology annotation, cellular component: nucleosome. The coding region runs from base 1 to 384 and encodes 127 amino acids.